GUUCGCAUGCUAAAGCACUUUUUUGGACAGUCAUGUUAUUAUUUACAGUCAGACAGUGACACAGCAGCAGUUGUCAGCAUCCGGCAACCUCGGGCUUCAUUUAAAUUUACUACUUUAUUCACGACUCCUUAUUUAAACGGUAUUUAGCGUAUACUUAUAUUUGUAACGGUGCCACUAAAAGUUUUUUGUAACUUUUGUUUACUGUAGCUACCAGUAAGCUAGCUAUCCGGUCAACUCAGUCACGUAACUUUACACCAGGUUAGCUAAGGAAAUUCUUUCGUGUCAACAUGGACCCAUCUGGCUCUUAUCCGGUGAAACUAUACAUCUAUGACCUGUCCAGGGGCAUGGCCCGCCAGCUGAGUCCUGUCAUGCUAGGCAAACAGCUUGAUGGUAUAUGGCAUACAGCUAUUGUGGUCCAUGGAAAAGAGUACUUCUUUGUUGGAGAAGGCAUCAACAAUUGUCCACCUGGUGGCACUCCAUUAGGCGAGCCUGACUCUGUGGUGGACAUGGGCUUCACUGAGGUGCCCGCAGAGUUAUUUAUGGAGUAUCUAACUUCACUGGCUGAGUCCACCUACAGAGGUGACAAGUACAACUUGUUUGAGCACAACUGCAACAGUUUCAGCAACGAGGUGGCUCAGUUCCUAACGGGCAAAAAGAUUCCGUCGUACAUUACAGACCUUCCAUCUGAAGUUCUGUCCACGCCGUUUGGCCAGGCUCUCCGUCCCCUACUGGACUCUGUUGUCAUAAAUCCUGGAGGCAACAACAUAACUGGACAGCGAUAGGCAGAGUUUCACAUACUGAGGAAGAAAAGAAAAUACUUGAUAACUGAUAACACGUUGAUCUCUUCUACUUGUCAUAUUUACAGCUUCUUCAUUGAAACACUCUCCUCUAUCCAAGCUCUGUUUCUGCAUAUUCUACAUAAAUGGGGUUUUAAGGAGGAUAAAAAAGAGAUUUCUACUAUUUAUGAUGAAUCUGAUUCAGCUAUGAGGUUUGUUUUGUUCAUGAAGAUUACUUUCCUGAUGAGAUUACUUCCCCUAGGUUAGCCAAUACAUUAUAUAUAUUCUCUGGAUUUGGAUUUUAAAUUUCCUCAUGCCAGAGGCUUUUGAAACAUACAUUGCCAUUAUUUCCUAAGAUGCUUCAUUAUGAGAGUCUGUCAGGGAGUAUUAAAAUGAGUUAACCAAUGCAGAAAAUGAUUGUCGUGUACAGAAUCAAGACAGAGCAAUUUUUAGCCGCUGAAAAUGUUAACAUGUUAAAAAAGAAGACAUUAUUGUAUUGUCAAAAUGUGUAAUUUACCAUGCUUGGUGUACAGCCAGCUUUUACCAUACCAGCACCACACAAGCAAAGCCUGACUAAGCAGAUCAUGCUUUUGCCUUGUGCUCUUACCAAUGUUGGCCUUUUUACCCUUUCUGUCACUGAAUCGUGACAAUGGAGAGAGGAUUUUAAUACCACUAAUAAGAUGUCACAUUUUAUCAUCACCUCACCUUCUUAAAGCCAUUCACACAGAUGUUUUUUUCUACAUCAUGUAUGUCAGUGCUUAUGAAUGGUGAGUUUUUCCUCAUCUACUUGGAGACAAAUUUGCAACAGUUCACGUAGUAUUUAGGCAAAUUUUACACAUUUGAAGUGCAUAUUUUGUGCAUGCAUGAUUCUAAAUGUGUUCAUGUGAGUUUUUCAUCCAGAUCUGUAUCAAAAUACACACAGUGAUACCAAACAGCGAAUCUUUAGAAAGAAAAAAAAUCUGCAUGUGAAUCUAGUAUCAAAAUUUGUCCCUUGAUCAGUGGCCAAAUUUCCUCCUAAACUGCAUUUUACACGACCAUACAAGACCAAAGACCUGAUCUUGUGACCUGAGUGAUAGUUUUAACCUUCAGAAACCACGAGUCCAGUUUCUUUCUCAAGGAACUGCAUAGUAGCUGUCUUGGUUUUGUUAAUGCUCGCUAAACCAUUCUCAAUGGCAAUUUAAUUAUGUCUGUUAGCCUUUAUUUGCUCACCAUAUUGUCUUCUGAUUUUUAAUUUUAUUCCUGUGAUCAUAGUGACAGGACUGCACUCCAUUGACAGGACCAGAGUGAGUUUAAACCAUUUUACUGGCAUGUCUUUGUAUUCAGUGUUUCAGAAACUACAGUUUGACCAAAUCUUAAGUUUAGUGUCUUCUCUAACUCAAAAGUAUCUGUUAACCACAGACCAUAGGGUUGUUUUUUGUAAAUACAGGACCAAUCAGCAUUUACAUCUUCUGUUUGUUUAAUCUGCAGCGUUAUCGAGUUUGUUCACUUCAUAAAGACAGACCGUUACAUAUCCUCAAUUUACGUCUGAUAACAUGGAAUAUUGAAGAAUGUGUACAGUUUGCACUGACCUGACUAAACCAGGCACUGUACAAUAUGCCAGCAGCAACUUACCUCCAUGACUGUGUCGUCAGGAAAAAACAUAUUGUUGAUGCCAUGAGUGUCUUUAUUCUGAGUUUAUUCUCAUUUCAGGACAAAGUCUGAGAAGUUAAUCUCCUGAAUAGUUUCCUAAUUGUUAUUUUGAACAUACUUAGUAUUGUUUAACCUGUUGCUAUUACACUUAAAAAUCAUGCCUGCAGGUCAUUCAAUAUUAAAGUAAGGAAUUUAACUUUACAAGUAAAUGCACAAGACCUCAAAAGUUUAAAUAUUUAUUCUGAAUUAAUACUCAAACAUGAAUCUGCUGGGGAAAUGAGUGUUCUAGAGAAAUCUAAUUUGUAUGCUGACCUGCAGUCACACAUUGUUUUAGACAAACAUUUAUUUCAAAAUUAAUAAUGAAAUUGGUUGAAAAAGUAAUAUAUUUACACUCUGCACUUUGUUAAAUGUGUGACAUUUUAAGCUUGACUUAUGUUCUAACAUUAAAAUAUCCUUUAUUAAAAA
Molecule: messenger RNA, 2870 nt
Organism: Amphiprion ocellaris (clown anemonefish)
Lineage: Eukaryota; Metazoa; Chordata; Actinopteri; Pomacentridae
Gene: desi1b
Product: desumoylating isopeptidase 1b
Exons: 6
Coding region: 288-782 (164 amino acids)
Biological process (GO): protein modification by small protein removal
Molecular function (GO): peptidase activity
Source: RefSeq, a predicted model, not a curated record